[Torrubiella] hemipterigena is the source of this 2129-nucleotide messenger RNA. NCBI's taxonomy places the organism in Eukaryota, Fungi, Ascomycota, Sordariomycetes, Hypocreales, Clavicipitaceae. The record is from the annotation of a GenBank genome assembly.
AUGCAUGGUGUGAAGCAGAAAUGGAUAGUACACUGCACACAUUUGACUGUCAAUCCACACGCCCACCUCAAGCAAUCCACCAAGGAAGAUAUCAUGACAUUUUUGGAGUGGAUGCUUGACUCAUACAGGAGAAUACGGAAGAGAAGUACCGUUCAUGCCUACAAAAGAAUUCUAUUUCAAGUCUACCGAAAAUCAAUUGGAAUCGACUUUGACAAGAAUGAGAAUGACGAAGUCAACAAUUUUAUUAACGGAUAUUUGACUAUACGCUAUAAACUGGACACCUCUGUUAAUGAAAAACCUGUUAUGGAUGUAGACGACGUCUACCUCGUGCAGCAUCACCAUUGGGUGCACGACACAUCCAUUUUUCCCGACGAACGCCAACGUAUACAAUUAGCUUUCCUCAUCCUCUUGCAAGCGUACACAGCAACACGGCCAAGGGUGUUUGCAUACAAAAAACUCAGCAAAAAAGCCAUUCAUGAUCAUUACUUCGGCAGUGAAGAUGAAGAUAUCAUGAACGAAGCAGAGGAAUGGGACUCCAAUGAGGAUGACUUUAAGACGAUAUGCUAUAAGGAUGUGAGAUUAAUUCUCUUAAAAAACCCGGAUGGGGGCAGAGAUCUCCCAGCCUUGGAAGUCACGCUCAGAUAUACGAAAGGUUGGGAGCGAAGAGAAAAUCCGAAAACUUUUAUUUUCUACGAGGUUGAUGACCUCUUAUUCGAUGCCGUUCUUCAUAUUUUGGCGCUUGCGCUCCUUGACAGAGCAUUCAAAUCGAAAAUCCGAACCGUCCAUGACUUUUACAAGAUUAAAGUUCCACCACCACGACACUCUCUCGAAUUUGAAUGGAGAGUUGAGAUUUUGAAUGUACCAAUCUUCCGACAGGCAAUGCUAACCUCUGACGGAACGAUCAGAACUUCCGAUCAUGAGGCACUCCGGUACCAUACUUACCUCUACUAUCUUCAGAGACUAGGUCUCGUGACUGGACUUAUGCAAAUCUUGAAUCCGUAUUGUAUUCGCCGAGGAGCAGGAGAAGGUGUUGAAGCCGUUGGAACCCAGGCACAGCUUCAACAGGUUAUGCACCACAUAAAUGCAGCGACUUAUCAAGCGUAUAUCAACCAGCGUGUUCAGUGCGAUACGGUGGCAGCGUUCCUUGGACGACCCUCAAAUAAAGCAUUAAUAAAAGCAGCGGGCCACAUGAGUCGUUACGCUGAUCCACGAGCUCCCACAAGUGCUAGUACUGUGGAGCUUGGAAAGAUCAAGACCAAUACAACACUUAUCAAGAUGAUAGAACUUCGCGAUACCCUGAGCCUUGAAGUUCGUCGAGAAUCAGGCAGUAUCAAGAAUGGCGAGGCAUGUGGUACGAAGCUGUCCCAGAUGUACCGGGCUAUUGAAAACAAAGUGCGCUCUACAAGAUCAUAUCUUCGCAAACUGGCAAAAUCUUCGACGAGAGAAGAUUUCUUCAAUAAAGUCAACACUGCGGAAAUCAAUGCGCAGCUGCAGGACGAAGAACAGACAUUUUUGGAUUUGAAAUCGGAUUCUUGGAAACCCCAAUCAGAUUACAACCUAGAAGAACGCAGACUCCUUGCAAGGCUCAUUUGCGCCAGUAUAACUGAACUGGAUGACGAAACAAAGCUGAGACAUAGGCUCUACACCACACAUACAAUGGUGAUACUAGGCCAGAAAAAGGAACCUCGGCCAGCGCAGCCCGCCGUGAAGCAGGACUUGCAAACUAUACCCGAGAAAUGUGACAAAAAUCAGUGCUUUAUAUGUUUCUGGGAUUCGACUGCGUCGCCGAGCCAAAGAUUUUACAAAUACUGCUCUCCUUAUCGUGCCAGAGAUCACCUCUACUCUCGUCACCUGAAAGGCAUUGAGGAGCACUCUAUUGCAUGUCCCGACCCAAAGUGUAGAGAUACGAAGGCUAUUUUUAAGGAGCGUCAUGCCUUUCAAAGCCAUUUGGCCAAGGUCCAUGACUAUGAUAAUUUUAAUAGAUAUAAAUGCUUAGAGACGUGUAUUUAACGGUGGAAAAUGCAACCAGAGUUGGAUUAUUUUUCCAUAGAAAGAGAAUAUAGCAUUAUAGAUGUUUGGAGACUGAAAUAACUACUUUAGGCUUACAUAACAACUUUUCAUCUUGCUUG